Prunus armeniaca (apricot) is the source of this 1059-nucleotide messenger RNA. NCBI's taxonomy places the organism in Eukaryota, Viridiplantae, Streptophyta, Magnoliopsida, Rosales, Rosaceae. The record is from the annotation of a GenBank genome assembly.
AUGAGUCGUCCACAGGAACCACACCGACCUUUCUUCCAUUUUGGAAAUCCUUUCCGGAUGAUUUCACCAAAGGGUUCUCAUCUGUCUCCAAAGCUUGUUGCACUGUUAAACACUUUUGAGGAGACAUUGGCUGGGAGGUUGAGAAAGCUUAACCCGAAAGACAAGGAUGAUGUCCUCAGCUUGUCAUGGAUGAAACUGGCGAUGGAGUCUCUUUGUGGAACUCAUAAUGACAUAAAAACCCUCAUAUCUGAGAUUGACCUCCCUGUGAGUGACUGGGAUGAGAAAUGGAUUGAUGUGUACUUGGACAUCAGUGUAAAGUUGCUUGAUGUAUGCAUUGCUUUUAGCUCUGAGAUCUCACGUUUAAACCAGGGCCAUCUAUUUCUUCAGUGCGUCUUGCAUAAUUUGGAUUCAACCUCUUCUAACCAAUUUAUUCGGGCCCGCUCUUCACUUGAUGGCUGGAGGCACCAUAUUGGUUCAAAGAACCCCAGAGUUGAGAACUGUAGCACCAUUUUAGACAAGCUUGUGGAAUCCCUUGAUCUGCCAAAGGUAAAGAACUCAGCCAAAGGGAAACUUCUAAUGCGUGCUAUGUAUGGAGUGAAGGUGUUGACAGUAUCUGUUUGUAGUGUCUUUGCUGCAGCCUUUUCUGGUUCUGCAAAGAAGUUGUUAGAUUUGAAUGUUGCUGAGACAUAUUUGUGGGCUCGAGCAUUUAAUGACUUUCAGGGUAAUGUAAAUGGGGAAAUUAGAAAUGUAUUUUCUAGUGGAAGAUUCAUGGUACUUAAAGAGCUGGAAGCAGUUGAUGGUAUUGUAAAGGAGUUGUAUCCCAAGAUCCAAGAUGGUGUGGGCCUUGCUGAAGGGAAAGCGUUCCACAGUUCUAUUUCUGAUUUAGAAAGUAAGGCACAGAAACUUUCUCAGGGACUUGAUCUUCUUACAAAGGAAGUGGAUGGCUUUUUCCAAAUCCUUUUAACCGGACGCGAUGCUUUGCUUUCGAAACUAAGAUCAGGGGGAGCAGUCUCAGACCAGAUGCUGGCGGGAAAUGUAGGAGCGCAGGUUGUGAGAUGA